AUUUGGUUCAUAUCUAUUUAUUCAUUCUUUAUUGUUUUUGACCUUGGCGCGUGGGUUUCAAAAUAUUUGUACAUAAACAAUUAUUCUGUUUUCUUAGGCGCACAAGGAAGUGGUGGGAGGAAUCUCUCUUUCUUUCAUCUUCUAUUUUUUCGUUUCAUAAUUUCGCUACUGAUUUUAUUCCUCCCCAAUUCUGCGCUCAAUUCUCUAAUUCAGUUUCGUUAGAUUCUCUCUCAGUCCCGAUUUUACAGAGAAAUUCUUGUCUUUCGGAUUUUGUUUGAAGAAGAGGUAGUGGAGAAUUGGCGUUGGGCUUUGGGGAGUGAAGUGGUUCGGAGAGCUCUCGUCUGAAUUCCUUGUAGAGGGUCUUUUGUUCAGUCGAAAUUUGGGGAGCAUGGAUGAAAAUGUAUCUGGAGGAGAUGUUUCUGAUGUUGAUUGGACGACAGAUGACGAGUCAGAGAUUAAUUUGAACCCCGUUACUACUAUUGUUGGCAAUGAGGAGGCUUGCUCCUCAAGAAGUGCUUCCCGUUCCAAGAUGUUUGAUCAUUUUGUUGGAAUGGGUUUUUCGGAUAAAUUGGUUUCAAAAGCCAUUGAGGAAAAUGGAGAAGAAGAUUCAGACUCAAUACUGAACUGGCUCUUAACAUUCUCGAGUCUUGAAGACUCUCCUCCACAACAGUUGAGUACAAAUUUUGAUCCAUGCUCUUCUGAUUACAAUGAGAUCUUUCCAAAUGAUCUUUCAGAUAUGGACAGCUGGUCUGACGAUGAAAUAGAAGACUGCUUGAAGCCCAAUGGUGCUCCCAAUGGUGCUGCCAAUGGUGUUUAUAGAUCAGAAAAGCACAAGAUGUUGUUGUCAUUGGCUGCAUCUGGAUCAUUGACAGAGAGAGAGGAAAAAUUGCUCUCCUUAGCAGAUAUGGGAUACCCUCUGGAAGAGGCUGAAAUUGCUCUGGAAAGAUGUGGGCCAAAAGCCUUAAUUGGUGAGUUGAGUGAUUUCUUAUGUGCUGCUCAAAUGGCUAGAGAGGAAGACUGUUAUUUGCCUGAUGAUGAUCUCAAGCCAAAGCAUCUUCUUAGUGGGAGCAGCAAGAGCAAGAAGAGGAAAUUUCUAGAGAUGAAGAAGAAUGUCAUUGAGGAGUCAAUUCGCCUGCCUAAUCCAAUGAUUGGAUAUGGUGUUCCUUCCAUGCAGCUAGAGCGUGUUCAUCGUUCCUUGCGAGAUGAUGCAAGAGCGCCCCCCUACUUCUACUAUGAGAAUGUAGCCCUUACACCAAAGGGGGUCUGGGACACCAUCUCACGGUUCCUCUACGACAUCGAGCCAGAAUUCGUUGACUCGAAGUUCUUCUCAGCCUGUGCAAGAAAGAGAGGCUAUGUCCACAAUCUGCCCAUCGAGAACAGGUUUCCCCUCAUCCCUCUCCCACCCCUGACCAUCCAGCAGGCUUUUCCCUUAUCAAAAAGGUGGUGGCCUAGAUGGGAUCCACGAGACAAGCUGAACUGUAUCCAGACUGCUAUAGCUAGUGCAAAACUGACAGAGAGGAUCCGCAGUGCGCUAGAGAGGGUUGAGAGUGAGGCUGACCCACCAGAGUCAGUCCAGCGCUAUGUUAUGGAACAGUGCAGAAAGUGGAAUUUGGUGUGGGUGGGACGAAACAAAGUUGCCCCCCUAGAACCUGAUGAGGUGGAAAUGCUUUUGGGCUUCCCAAAGAACCACACGAGGGGUGGUGGGAUAAGUAGAACCGACAGAUACAAGUCUCUUGGAAACUCUUUUCAGGUCGACACUGUGGCCUAUCACCUGUCUGUUUUGAAGGAUAUAUAUCCUAACGGCGUCAAUGUGCUGUCCCUCUUCUCUGGUAUCGGUGGAGCAGAGGUUGCACUCCACCGACUUGGGAUAAAAUUGAAGAACGUUGUCUCGAUUGAGAAAUCUAAAGUCAACAGAGACAUAGUGAGGAGUUGGUGGGAGCAGACCAACCAGACAGGGAUGCUGAUCGAUUUCGACGAUGUGCAGCAGUUCGACGACACCAGAAUAGAGCAGAUUAUUGGGAGCAUUGGUGGGUUCGAUCUGGUGGUUGGUGGAAGCCCUUGCAACAAUCUGGCUGGAAGCAAUCGAGUCAGUCGAGAUGGUCUGGAGGGGAAGGAGUCGUCGCUGUUUUAUGAUUAUUUUCGUAUCUUAGGUUCAGUUAAGUCGGUCAUGCGCAACAAUAGGUUCGCGUAGAUGUAAACUUUAUUGAAACCAGAUGCUUUUGCACACUGUAUUCUCAUUUGUUUAUGAAAUUCAUUUUGUAA
Salvia miltiorrhiza (redroot sage) is the source of this 2262-nucleotide messenger RNA. RefSeq names its product DNA (cytosine-5)-methyltransferase DRM2. The transcript has 11 exons. NCBI's taxonomy places the organism in Eukaryota, Viridiplantae, Streptophyta, Magnoliopsida, Lamiales, Lamiaceae. The record is from RefSeq and is a predicted model, not a curated record. The coding region runs from base 389 to 2191 and encodes 600 amino acids. Gene Ontology annotation, molecular function: DNA (cytosine-5-)-methyltransferase activity. Gene Ontology annotation, cellular component: nucleus.